AAGCCCCCUUUUAAUCUGUAUAAGAUCCACACCCCUGGGAUAGAGUGAUUGCAGAAACUGUCUUUUCUCUCUCAGAGACCAAGAUAGAGACCCAGGCUCCUCCAGGAAAGUGAGACCACCAUGGCUCCGAAGUCCCUGGUCCUGCUGCCAUGGCUGGUCUUGGUGCUGCUGGUGCUGGGGUGGGUCCAGCCUUCCCUGGGCAGGGAAUCGCCGGCCAUGAAGUUCCAGCGGCAGCACAUGGACUCCGGCAACUCCCCAGGCAACAACCACAACUACUGCAACCAAAUGAUGAUGCGCCGACAAAUGACCCAGGGUCGGUGCAAGCCGGUGAACACCUUUGUGCACGAGUCCCUGGAAGAUGUCAAGGCCGUCUGCUCCCAGAAAAACGUCCUCUGCAAGAAUGGGCGGCCCAACUGCUAUAAGAGCAACUCCGCCAUGCGCAUCACAGACUGCCGCCAGACGGGCAGCUCCAAGUACCCCAACUGUGCCUACAAUACCAGCCAGGUGGAGAAACACAUCAUCGUGGCCUGUGAGGGGGACCCGUAUGUGCCAGUCCACUUUGACGGUUCUGUGUAGGUCUCUACCUGAAGCCAGAGAUGCCCCACCUCAUCACCUCUCCCCCUCUUGCUUCCUUGCCCUGCAGGCAAGAACUCAAGUUUAGUUAGGGCUCUUAUCUUCCCCCCCCUCCUCCGCACAAGCACAUGCUUCCCUGGCUUGAGGGCAAUAACUCAAGUUAAUUAGGGCUCUUAUCCAACACACACACACACACACACACACGUGCGCCCCUGGCCUGAGGCUUGCCCCUGCGUGGCUUGGGGGGUGAGGAGAGGGUUGUGAGAUGGGGCCUAUGUUAACCACUUCACUGCUUCUUUCAAUAAAACACAGUUGCAACCACUUGAA
Molecule: messenger RNA, 900 nt
Organism: Eubalaena glacialis (North Atlantic right whale)
Lineage: Eukaryota; Metazoa; Chordata; Mammalia; Artiodactyla; Balaenidae
Gene: RNASE1
Product: ribonuclease A family member 1, pancreatic
Exons: 2
Coding region: 121-576 (151 amino acids)
Molecular function (GO): nucleic acid binding; RNA nuclease activity
Source: RefSeq, a predicted model, not a curated record